Linum tenue is the source of this 492-nucleotide messenger RNA. The record is from the annotation of a GenBank genome assembly. Lineage: Eukaryota; Viridiplantae; Streptophyta; Magnoliopsida; Malpighiales; Linaceae.
AUGGCCGCCGGGCCAACGACGUUCCGACUGAGUCAGCUCCGCGACAUAUUCGACCGCUUCGACAUGGACGCCGACGGCAGCCUCACCGUGCUAGAGCUCGCCGCCCUGCUCCGCUCCAUCGGCCUCAAGCCGGCCUCCGGCGACCAGAUCCACGUCCUCCUCGCCGACAUUGACGCCAACGGCAACGGCUCCAUCGAAUUCGACGAGCUGGUCUCCGCCAUCGCCAACGACAUCGACGAGCAGACGCUGGUGAACCAGGACCACCUCCUCGAGGUCUUCCAGCUGUUCGACCGGGACGGCAACGGCGUCAUCACGUCGGCCGAGCUGGCCGGCGCCAUGGCCAAGAUGGGCCAGCCCCUGACGUACAACGAGCUCAACCAGAUGAUGAAGGAGGCUGACACAGACGGCGACGGCGUUAUUAGCUUCACGGAGUUCUCCACCGUCAUGGCCAGGUCCACCAUGGAAUCUUUGGGGAUGGCUGCUGAUCCUUGA